AUGCGUGGCUUCCGCGGUAGUCGGCUUGUUGCGCCUGUGGCGGACAUGGAGCCGCUGGUUGGGAACAGCUAUAGCAGUCGUAUUUCUGACCAAACAAUUGACAACGAUGGCUGCUUGAUGUCACAUCAGUCGGGCUUCUGGGAAAGUCCCCGAGGCUUCGGCAACACGGCAACCCUAGAGUCAUCUGUCUGCCCAGUGCAAUUGACGAGGGUUGAGAACUCUCCAUUUACAGAUCUUGUGGAUCCAUGUCCCGUUCUCCCAGCUGGUCUGGGAUAUCCACAAACGCCCGUCACGCCGACAUUUCUGUCCGGAGAACUGGCCGACAGGAUGACCAGUCCAUCUCUAGCGGGUUCUGUGGCUUCUCCGUAUCCGAUUUUGCCAUGCGAGUGUUUGGAUAUGCAGCUAUUCCACAUGAACCGGCUAAACCACCUACUCGCUGGAACAAUGCCGCUGCGGCUCGACCACAGCCUGCAGACAAUCAAAUGCACUUUUUGCGCCUGUCAGAUGUUCCUGCAGUGUACUAAGUGCGGGAAAGACAGCACCAACCUGCUGCUGACUAUCUCAGUACUGAAUCUUACCCUCCAGCUCUUUGAGUACUGGGUUUCGCGGGAAACGUCUCGCGCACCGCGGCCAGAACAUGGAGUCGAUAUCCGCUACGGAUACUAUGAGAUCAGCCAGGAGGAAAACCGGCAGAUUCGCAACUUCCUACUCCGCGGCCUGUUGCUACAGUGCCGGGAUGUAUUGCUAGCCCUGAAAAGCACCGCUAGUGCUGCUGAUAUCAAGUUGGGCGACCACAAAGGUCUGGCAGAGCUGAAACUACCAGAUGAGCACGCCAGUCAGCACUGGGCUCCUUCGGAGCAUAUCGACUUGCUUCCCGAAUUGGAUACCGAUCUUCUGAACUGUACACCCAAAAGCGAAGUCGACUUCAUGGGGGGAGUGCAUCUGUGGAUCCGGACGAACGAUGCAUGGCGAGUCUCUUUGAACUUCACCCCCAUACGGGAGGUCAACUUCUAUCUGUCGCUACUAGUUAUUACUACACUAAAAUUGAAUGGUGGUCAUAAACUCCCAUCUCUCUACUAUGUGUACCGCACAAUCUCGAUCCGCGCGGGCCAAGUAGCCAUUAUCACCGGUGCAGGCCAAGGCAUCGGCGCCGAAGCAGCCCGACUAUUCGCAAACGAAGGCGCCAAGGUCGUAGUCGCUGAUAUCGAUGCCGAAAAAGCCAACGCCGUCGCUGACACGAUCAACUCCGCCAAGGCUGACCGUGCCCUCGCCGUCGUCGGUGAUGUCCUCGAUGGUAACUACAUCACCGAGCUGUGGGAGACCAUGCUAGCUGUGCAUAAUACCGCACCCUUCCAGCUCGUGCGCGCCGCAGCACCUUACUUCCGAGUGAAAGACCAAGAGCCGCGCGUGGUGAUCAACAUCAGCAGCACCAGUGGCAUCCAUGGCAAUGCGGGCCAGGCUAAUUAUGCAGUUGCGAAAGCCGGCGUUGUCGGCCUGACCCGUACAAUCGCCAAAGAAUGGGGUCCAGCAUUCGGUGUGCGGGCAAACACCAUUGCCUUCGGCUUUGUGACGACCCGGCUGACUGCCGCUAAGGAAGAAGGCGCUUUUGUCACCAUGCCCGAUGGCACAAAGGUUGCCCUGGGCAUUCCGGGCAAACAGCUCGCGACUAAGAAGGGUGAGAAUGAGGAGGUUGCUACCCCUACUUACCCUGAUAUUCCACUCAGAAGGCCUGCGACACCCGUUGAGGCUGCAAGGGCGAUUCUGGGUGUUGCAUCGCCGUGGUUCUCAUACGUUAAUGGGGAGACGAUUCGGGUUACCGGGGGGCGGAAUAUGUAG
This is a messenger RNA of Penicillium digitatum Pd1, 1836 nucleotides long. Lineage: Eukaryota; Fungi; Ascomycota; Eurotiomycetes; Eurotiales; Aspergillaceae. The record is from RefSeq and is a predicted model, not a curated record.